Messenger RNA from Erpetoichthys calabaricus (reedfish), 2342 nucleotides. Its product is annotated as lysophosphatidic acid receptor 6-like. Bases 459 to 1556 code for a protein of 365 amino acids. The transcript is spliced from 3 exons. NCBI's taxonomy places the organism in Eukaryota, Metazoa, Chordata, Cladistia, Polypteriformes, Polypteridae. Gene Ontology annotation, biological process: G protein-coupled receptor signaling pathway. Gene Ontology annotation, cellular component: membrane. The record is from RefSeq and is a predicted model, not a curated record. Gene Ontology annotation, molecular function: G protein-coupled receptor activity; oxysterol binding.
CUAACAUGUUUUAGAAUUAACACAAUUUUGCUCUAACAUUGUUGGUUUAAAUUGUGUCUUGAUGCCUUGUGAAGAGGUGCCCUAUGAAAGCCACUCUGUGAAGCACUGAUGAACUGAAAAUCGUUAAACUUGCUUCACUGUGCUUCCCGUCUUCUAGUUAUCUUUGCCAGUAACCCAACAGUUUAGACUAAAGUUGGAAAGUCCACUUGCGUAACUGCGUACUUGCUAAAAUGCGGGAAUUAAAUAGGCGGUGCCUCUAGCUUUCUUAAAUCCGAUCAUAAUACAUUCACCGAGAGUUCAUUACCUUAACCGGCUGAUCGUCGCUCAGUCUGCAGGCGCGGGGAACUUGAAAUCACCAACAGAGCGGAUUGAAGAUAUACGGACAAAGGAAAAAGAAAAUCAAAGUGCACAAAGGUGAAUUCUUCUUGCUUGUUGGUUGUACAACACACUGACCAGACAUGAAUGGCUGCCAGGAUAAUAUCACUUGCAACAUUAGCCAAAGUUCUUCUUUAGUCAAUGCCAGUCCGGAGACACGUUGCCCUGAUGUGCAAGCUAAUUUCCAGUUUGUCCUGUUUCCUGUGGUGUACAGCAUUGUGUUUGUUCUUGGACUGGCAGGAAAUCUCACUGCACUCUGGUACUUUAUUAAAACAAGAAGCGCUACCCAGCCAUCAAAUGUCUUCUUGGUCAACUUAUGCUCCAUUGACCUGCUUCUAGCUCUGACACUGCCCCUGAAGAUCGUCUAUCAUGCUUUGGGAAACAACUGGAUAUUUGGAGAGGCCCUCUGUAAGGUUGAUGGAUCUCUUUUUUUCGGCAACGUCUAUGGCAGCUCCCUCUUUCUCAUGCUUAUCAGUCUGGACCGCUAUGUGGCAGUGGUGCAUCCUCUGUUCAACUUACGGAUCCGCAAGCCAAAGUACCGCAUCAUUCUCUCCUGUGGGGUUUGGAUAAUCCUGAUUUGUGUGAUCUUAUAUUUGACAAUGAAAGGUCCACUUACAAGCACGUUUCCUGGAACUAACAACACUGCUUGCAUGGAGAAUUUCUCGCCAACCUCCUGGAAGGACAGGAUCUCAGAAGUCAGCAUAUUGUCUGCAGUCAUUGGCUUUUUCAUCCCUUGUACUGUUAUUGUAACUACCUACCCUCUGAUUGCCUACAAACUUCUACACAGCUCCCCUUCCACUGAAGGGACUCGGGUAUCAUCUUUCCCCAUCCGUACAUCCCGUGUGAAAAAGAAGGCUUUGCGCACUAUCCUAGUGGUCUUGACAGUUUUCCUGGUGUGUUUUGCUCCCUACCAUAUUAUUCAACUAAUUCACACCCUGAGACGAAUUGGUGUCCUCUCUGGCUGCCCGCUCCUUCAAUUCACGUACCAGGCCAGGAGGGUCACCAUGGCCUUGACUAGUCUUAAUUCAUGCUUGGAUCCCUUAAUCUAUUAUUUUGCAUCGGAGAACUUCAAGCUUAAGAUUCCCUGCCUCCGAAAUUUGAAUGUCAGACACAUUACCAGCAGUUUGGCAUUCAGUUCUGGGAGGCAGCAGUAUACAGUUACAUCAGGUUCACUUACUUGAGCAAAAACUUUGGAGAUCUGGACUGAAUAUGUGCAGCAUCUUGCAGCAGUAUGAAGGUGUGACAAGUACAUGACAAACAAGGUGUAGAUGGUCCAUUAAAGGAGCAGAGAAAGGCAGUUGCAGAAGGUUCUGAAAUCAGGUCAAGUCUUGACAUUAUAGCCUUCUCACUAGACUGUGUUUUAUAAGCUUUAAUGUGGCUGGACUAUAAGCAAAUUAUCUCUGAUAUACUGGAUCUAUGUGAUAUAGAGUAUAUAGCAUAUGCCAAUAUAUGAUAGCAGAAGGAAAUCAUUUCCAAACAAAAGAUGUUCUCUUGCCAUUCUAGGGCAUCAGUAUUGUCUGACUGGCUAAUCCCUUGUUUCAAAAACAUUUUCAGGGUGGUGGAAACUUACAAUAUUCACGUUCACAUGUGAUGUGAAAGACUCUCAAGAGGAAUUUGAAGAAUGAAUUUGCUCAAAAAGGUCUCAAAUAAAUGCUGAACAAAUGAAUUCCACUAAAACUUGACUACCUGAGUCUUUGAAUACAAUGUCAGCACUGGAGAUCACCAAUGUAAGACCCAUACUGCUGUUGCCUAAUGGCUUGUACUGAAAAGUGAUGGACACGCAGAGCCAUGAAUCGACUAAGGAGGAAGGAGACAGUGGUCUGUCAGAUGUAGAUUAUUGUGGCAGAGUGGAUAGGAGGAGUUUUCCAUUAGCAUUGCAAUAUGCACAAUAAUACAGUGAUAUGUUUACUUACAUGUGAAUUCAUGUACACAAAAAGGAAGAACAAUUUAAAAUAAAAAGAAAAAAA